UCAAAGCCACAUGGUGACGAUGACGAUUGUACAACAAAGCUUCAACUGCGCACAUUUUCUGUAACGGUUACCAUAGGGAUCUGUGACGAUAAUAACAGACGUUUGAUAUCAAUUCUCCAAUUCGAUAGGAACACUGAUAAAGUUUCAUCACGAGUGCGCAAAUGACAACGAAAGCGAUUGGGUGAACAACUAAGUUCGAACAAUCAGAGAAAGAGAGAGAGAGAGAGCGAGAGAACUCGUGAGAGGGGGUUGGAUUAACUCGAUAAAUCCACAGACAACGGGGAUUCCCAAAAGGUUCCCACAAAGGUUCACUUGUCCUUACGAUAAAAUUAACAGGGUAGCGAGAAUGACGAGAGAUAUGGACCCCGACCUGAUACACCAGAAUUUUUUAUCACGACAAUCGAGAUUUUCCGAGUUGAAAGAACAUUUCAUUGAUAUUUCGGGUCCACAUGUCACGGGAGAAGUUCUGGAAAGUUUGAAAGAGUAUUAUUCCGGAAUAAUACAGUCGAAACGGGAUAAAGAUCGUGUGAAAAACAUCGCAGGACUGCUGAGGAUCUUGGAGAGGAGGGACGUUCUGAGAUACGAUUCAAUAGAGCCAUUGAAAGAAAUUGCUAAAGAGUGCAUUAGAGAUAGAAUUUUGAUUGAAACGUUGACUUGUUAUGACGCAGAAAUCAAGACUGAACUACCGCUGCCAGCGAUCAAUCAUUACAAGUACAGUGGUGAGUAUUUUGAGAGUACAAGUGUCACUGAAUAUUUAUUAAAUAAAAGGGAUAAUGGUGAUGGACUUGUUGAUCAUGACAUUACCGAUCCUCGAGUCGAAGAGACACAGGCGUAUGAGACGACUGAAGAACAAUUGUUGUCUGCACAAACGAGUGUCAAUAAGAACAGACUCUCUGGAUCAAAAUGCUUUCGUCAUCCACAUCAUACACAUCAUUUUUUAUGCAUCAAGAGUAGUCGGUGGAGGGAAAAAUUCUCCCUCAUUGUUAUAUUCUCGGUGUUGGUGGUCUUUUUGACGAUUAUUGCUACGAUUUAUAUGCAUUUCAUUAAUUGUCGAUCAUCAGCAGUUGAGGGAUCCAGCCAGAGUUCCUCUCGAAGUCAGACACAUGCUGUGAAUUUCUAUCCUAAUCAGACGUCGUUGCCUGUCGUUCCUUAUGCUACCCCGUCUGCACCAACUUCUAGUGGGCCUGUUUCAGAUGUUCAAGAGAGAGUUUUUCAGAGACUCAGCGAGAACCUGGGAAAAUACUGGAGAGACUUGGCCAGAUUUUUGAAUGUUAAAGAAUGUGAAAUUGAUGCAAUCAACGAAAAGACGUAUUUAGGAACAAAGGAAAAAGCCUAUGAGGCUCUUUUGAUAUUCAAAUCCAGAUGUGAUUCCUGCAAUUGGAAGAUUAAAAUGCAACAAGCACUGGAGAAAGCACGGCGGAAGGACUUGGCUGAGAUGAUCAACGAAAUUAUGUUGUCCGAUAAUCUGUUUUGAUAUUCUUUUUCAUCAAAUAAAGAUUAUGAAUUUUCAUAUAAAUCAUGUAUUAUUAUUAAAUUGAAAAAUACAAGAAAUAUU
Messenger RNA from Diachasma alloeum, 1555 nucleotides. RefSeq names its product fas-associated death domain protein (gene Fadd). The transcript is spliced from 3 exons. Lineage: Eukaryota; Metazoa; Arthropoda; Insecta; Hymenoptera; Braconidae. Gene Ontology annotation, molecular function: protein binding. Gene Ontology annotation, biological process: signal transduction. The record is from RefSeq and is a predicted model, not a curated record. Bases 347 to 1474 code for a protein of 375 amino acids.